GGCAAGUAAAGUCAAUGAAUCAGACACGGACGAGACACUUUUCACGAAAAGAUUUUUUGUGUGCUGUCCGGCGAAAAACUGGGUUUGAACGCGAGUUUUCUCCUUAUCCGUUCCCUGAAUCCACCUGAUCCUGAAAACGAAGUCAUGAGGUGUCCAAAGGGAGUUGAAAUAACUGGCGGAGUCAAGCCAGAAUACAGUCAAAUUCUAUCAUAUGAAGCCCUGGAAUUUCUUGCUGAUUUGCAUCGAAGUUUUAACUAUCAAAGAAAAAAGCUGCUAAGAAAACGACAGGAAAUCCAAGCAGAAAUAAACAGUGGGAAGCAAAUUAAAUACCCUGAAGCUCACCAUGACAAGGAUUGGAAGGUGGCACCUGUCCCACAUGAUCUGCAGAUGCGACAUGUGGAGAUCACUGGACCAACAGACCGUAAGAUGGUGAUUAAUGCCCUGAACAGUGGGGCAGACAUGUACAUGGCUGAUUUUGAAGACUCACUGACUCCCUCCUGGAAAAAUAUUGUGGAGGGACAAAUGAACCUCUUAGACGCAAACAAGGGGACCAUUAGUUUUAUCAAUGCAGAUGGAUCAGAGCGGCGGCUGAAGGACAAAACAGCCUGCUUGUUGGUUCGUACCCGUGGCUUGCACCUGGAUGAGAAGCACAUCCUUUGUGAUGGAGAACCCAUGAGUGGUGCUCUGGUAGAUUUUGGACUUUACUUUUUUCACAACGUCCACAUUAGGCUUGCCAAUGGCUCUGCCCCAUACUAUUAUCUUCCAAAAAUGGAGACUCACUUGGAAACUAGGCUUUGGAAUGAUGUUUUUAAAUCUGCUCAGGAUUACAUGAAAGUUCCUCAAGGAACCAUACGUGCAACUGUUAUGUUGGAGACUCUGCUUGCAGGAGUGAACAUGGAAGAAAUGCUUUAUGAGAUAAGAGAGCACUGUUGUGCUAUGAAUGCUGGAAGGUGGGACUACAUUUUUUCAGCAAUCAAAAGAUUCUCCAGAAAACCUGACUGUGUGCUACCAGAUCGUAAGCAGAUAUCAAUGACAGUACCAUUCAUGCGAGCAUAUACAGAGCGCCUUGUCCAGGUGUGCCAUCAGCGUGGAGCUCAUGCAAUGGGUGGAAUGGCGGCCUUUAUUCCAAGCAGAAAAGAUGAAAAUGUCAAUAAGAUGGCAUUUGAAAAGGUCCGUCAGGAUAAGGAGCGGGAAGUGGCUGAUGGAUUUGAUGGCACCUGGGUUGCACAUCCUGAUCUUGUACCUUUUGCCAAGGGAAUCUUUAUGAAGGGCUUGCAUGGUGCCUCCCAUCAAAAACAUCGCCUUCGGGAGGAAGUAAAUGUCAAGGUUGAAGAGAUCUUGUCAGUCUCUGUACCAGGAGGAAAGAUCACUGAGGAAGGCGUGCGAGUUAACAUCGGUGUUGCUCUUCAGUAUCUGAGCAGCUGGUUGUCGGGGCUUGGAGCAGUGGCCAUACACAAUUUGAUGGAAGAUGCAGCCACAGCAGAAAUUUCACGAGCACAACUAUGGCAGUGGCUGCGUCAUGGUGUACGACUAGAGGAUGGACGUCCCUUCACCCCAGAGUUUUACAAGACCUUACACAAAGAAGAGCUUGAAAAACUUGGAGGUCCAUCUAAGAGUCGUUUGGCACAGGCUUCUCACCUUCUAGACAAGUUGGUACUCUCUGAAGAGUUUGAAGAGUUUUUGACUCUGCCAGCAUAUGAACUUCUUGAUAACCCCACAGCCAAGCUGUAGAUUUCCAGUUACCUAACUUAUAAGUCCUGCAGCUCAAGUGUUCUUAAUUGCUGUACUUGGUUUAAUAUGGUGUAAAGUUGUCCAGGGAUCCACUUUUGUCACAAACAAUUGUCUGAGCAACAAGUGCGCAUUUAUUUAGGUUGGACUCUUGUAAGUGAUAAUUUUGUGGUUGUUGAAAGGACAAAUGUUAGCAUCAUUAGAGGCCUGUUCUUCUACAGACUUUGAGACUGGUAAACAUUGUUAUUUGAAAGAAAACAUGAAUGUAAUAAUUAAAGUUGAAGGAUGAUGUAGUGAUGGUUUACUAACAAUGAUGCAGUGACCAUAAUAAAAAGAGAAUCUGUGUGGAAACCA
Stylophora pistillata is the source of this 2082-nucleotide messenger RNA. RefSeq names its product malate synthase. Gene Ontology annotation, molecular function: malate synthase activity. Gene Ontology annotation, cellular component: cytoplasm; peroxisomal matrix. Gene Ontology annotation, biological process: glyoxylate cycle. The record is from RefSeq and is a predicted model, not a curated record. Lineage: Eukaryota; Metazoa; Cnidaria; Anthozoa; Scleractinia; Pocilloporidae.